AUGGAGCCAUACGGUCUGGGGCGACUACGAAAGGCUAUGAAUGCCAAGCUCAAAGACAAUGACGAGCCCACAUUCAAGAAUAGUCCGCCUGUGGUCCAGAAUAACACGCACAAGACCACGGUUGCCCGUUUUGCGCACAACAUCUUCCGGUACAUCGCCAAUGGUGAGCGCACAUUCGUGGUCGUCCAAGACCAUCUCAAAGAGCAUCAUUCGCAAGUAUGCGCCGCUUUCGCAACGCCAAACAAGGCAAUAUACAAGGACGACAAAAACGACGCGACAAGAAAAUCAUGGCUGUGCAAGAUGCUCCGAAUAGCGCCCAGCUAUUUGUUCGCCAAUUGGAUGGCUGAAUUGGACUACAACGCCGCCAUGAGGCUCCAGAAUCUUCUUCAGAUUCGAGUGUCCAACGAAAACCGCCCGUUGGAUAUUGACACCGAACUUGUCGCUGCUGCAAGAGCUGCGAACACAUCAACCAAGCGAACCCGGUCAGUAUGGGACUUGUCGUUAGCAGAACGCCAACAACUCUACGACAAAUGGGUGAAGGAGAUCACCCUCGAUGCCAUCCGAGACCGAUUCGUCGAAUUAGUCUUCCUGCUCAAGCGUUGCGAGAGAAGAGAGAACUACCUCGGAUUGUUGUCUGAUGCUAACGCCUUUGAGUCGCUCGGAAAGAACCUUGUCGCAUGUACGGCUUCCUUUGCGAUUCAGAAUUUUAAACUCAUAAACACGUUGUCUCCGUCAGUGCUUCUCAUCGACGAAGGAGGCUUAUGGCCGUACAUAGCACAGCUAUGCAUGUUCGGCAUAAAAUCUCUGCAGCAGAUGCACCUCGUCGGCGCUCACGUUCAGCUGGGUUACCGUCCGACGCAGCCAGCCCUCGGCAGACCGCCAUACAACUUGGCAAUCUCUUACAUGGAGGAGAUGCACCACAACGAAUUGUCCAACACAACCUCGCUUGACGUACAGCACCGCGUUGAAGGUCGUGUACACUGGGGGGAUAAUUCUCUUCCGCAGCGUGACCAUACGAGUCAUGGUCAACGCAAGUUGGCGACGAAUGCUGCGGUUGCUGUUCAGAAGGAUACGUUCAAGGCUUGGGUCAAUGAGCUCGAGGCUGAUAUGACGCUCAAGUUAUCGAGUGUCCUGAGACAAAAUGGUGUGGAAGUACUCAGAGAACUUAUCGUUUUGGUCGCUGUUCCCCAAGCCGUUGACGGUGGCGUCGUCAAGGCUGUCACCAAUGAUCAUCGACUUUGUGUGCUGCGGCUUGGCAAGCAGUUCCGCGACCAAGACGAAAUGGAGCUAUUCGAUCGAAGCGCUUGUGCGUGGACGUGA
Molecule: messenger RNA, 1320 nt
Organism: Cyphellophora attinorum
Lineage: Eukaryota; Fungi; Ascomycota; Eurotiomycetes; Chaetothyriales; Cyphellophoraceae
Exons: 2
Coding region: 1-1320 (439 amino acids)
Source: RefSeq, a predicted model, not a curated record